This is a messenger RNA of Thrips palmi, 573 nucleotides long. Its product is annotated as larval cuticle protein 65Ag1-like. The transcript has 2 exons. Gene Ontology annotation, cellular component: chitin-based extracellular matrix. Gene Ontology annotation, molecular function: structural constituent of chitin-based larval cuticle. Lineage: Eukaryota; Metazoa; Arthropoda; Insecta; Thysanoptera; Thripidae. The annotation marks the transcript as partial. The record is from RefSeq and is a predicted model, not a curated record.
CUGGUGUCUGUGACGUGUGCAGCUUCUCCUGAUGCUCGUACUCGCCGAGUGUGCUGUGCGGGCGCAGCAGCAGCCCGCUGUCGCCCUCGUCGAGUACGAGUCCCAGCCCAACAGGGCAACGGGGAGUACUCCUUCUCGUACGAGCUGAGCGACGGCUCCGCGCGCUCCGAGCAGGCCGUGCUGCAGGCCGCCGGUACCCCCGACGAGUUCCUCUUGGUGACGGGGUCCUUCCGGUGGACUUCCCCCGACGGCCAGGUCACCCAGGUGGACUACACGGCCGACGUCAACGGCUACCACCCCACCGUCGUACAGUACAAGCCCCCACUUGCUCCGUCUCGAACGCCACCUCCACCACGACUACCACCACCGGCGCCUCGUCCCGUCCCACGCCGCGGCCCUCUCUUGGGUCCUCUGCCGGCCGGCCAGGGCGAGAGCCUCAAUUCCUACAACCCCGUGCAGACUCUUCUGCCGACCCUCAUCGGCUAGAGGCUACCUCAGGGGCCACCUUAGAGGUAGACGAGGCGAGGGUCGCCCAUCGGCCCAGCCGCCUGUCUGCGCAAGAAGAACAGCAGA